AUGAAAGAAUCCUUUCCCCUUGAGGUUGCAGAUUAUGCCAAGUUAAAGGCUAUUGAAGAUGAACCAGCAUUUGCAUGGUGGGUCCCACAUGUACACAAAAAGCAAGCGCCAGCAGCACUGAAAUACAGCACUGUGGUAGCCCGAGAUUCUGUGCGAAUAUUACUCACCAUUGUAGCAUUGAAUGGUUUGGAUGUCCAGUGCGCUGACAUUCAAAAUGCUUUCCUCACCGCACCCAAUCUUGAAAAGUGUUACAUGAUUGUGGGCCCUGAAUUUGGAGACGAAGAGGGUAAAACAUUCAUUGUUAGGCGAGCAUUAUAUGGUUUGGAAUCUGCUGCGUUAGCAUUCAGGUCCCACCUUGCAGAGACAUUGGAGAACUUGGGAUUUUACUCAUCAUAUGCUGAUCCCGAUGUUUGGAUGGGAGCAGCUAUCAAAGCAGAUGGGGAAGAAUACUACGAAUAUAUUUUGUGUUAUGUUGAUGACAUCUUGUGCAUGUCUGAAAACGCUAAAGAUGUUAUGGAACAGAUAAGCUACAAAUUCAAGUUCAAGAAGGACAAGAUUGAACAGCCUGAAAGCUACCUUGGAGCGGGUGUCAAAAGAAAGGUUUUAGACGGUCAGCACAUGUGGACUAUGUCCAGUUGUGACUAUGUUACAGCUGCUGUCAAAGCAACCCUGAAAGACAAUCAGAGGUGGAACUUACCAAAGAAAGCCGUCACUCCAAUGAAUAGCGAUUAUACACCAGAGCUAGGCGUUUCAAGUGAGUUAAACGCAUAUGACCACACAUACUUUCAAGAAUUGAUUGGGGUCUGGUGGGCCACGGAGAUCGGACGCGUUGAUAUUCUGCUGGGAGUUUCUCUUUUGAGUCAAUACCAGGCAGGGCCAAGGGAAGGACAUAUGGAACAAUUGUUGCGGAUUUUUCCUACUGAAUUGAUGGAUAUUCUGGCACGACGACCCAAAUAUGUUUCGCCAAAAGAAAUGGCGCAUAUUGUGGGGGUCAUCAGAUCCGCGUCUGAAAUUGCGCCUUGGGGUACGUUUCUGAGUUUUAAUCUCCAGAACGCGUUGGCUUCUGCUACUCGCAACGCAUAUUCUACUGGCAGGACUUGGUGGACACGCUCUUGGAUAUAUCUUUCCAAUAUUGCAAUUGCCACAAUUCAUCAGCUUCUGGAGACUCUACUGCUUCUGGAAAGCUGUCCUUUGUGGUCUAGACCCAUUGCACUUUAUUUGGAACGUGAUCCCACACACAGAGUCUAUUCUGAUGCAAGUUAUGCCGGGAUUGGUGGAUGGAGUUCUGAUUUUGGCUUCCUCUGGCGAAUCUGCCGUGAUGUCUUGGCACGAGCGGGUUUUGAUAUGAAGCCGAUUGAUAUUGUGUCUUUGGAGCCUUCAGACAUCGCUCAUGGGGGUCUACACAUCAACCCUUUGGAGUUUCUUGGUGCUUUGCUAAAUUUAUGGAUUACCAUCAAGCUUGUGAUGAAAGCCGGUCCCCGCGCUGGUGGAUACAUCAUUGAUCUUCUCGCAGAUAAUAUAACAGCGCUUUCUUGGAUGUCACUUGCAUCGCGAACCAAAAAUCCUUUGUUACAAGGCUUGGCUCGACUUGGUGCUGCUUUGCUUGUUUGUGCUGCAGAAUUACUAACAAAAGUUGCUCCUAAACAUUUCCCUGGUGAUCAGAACGUGGUGGCAGAUGCAUUGAGCCGUCCGCCAACACGGGCGUCUCCCAAUCAGAAUGUGUUGGAUUGCGUUAUCGCUCAAUGGUCCCAAUUGGACAAGUGUCGCAUCUGUCUUCUACCUUUCAAACUACUCUCUGAGAUUGCAUUGGUACAAGGUUCUAACGACCAAUCUUUUGACUCUUGA
Messenger RNA from Cylindrotheca closterium, 1845 nucleotides. NCBI's taxonomy places the organism in Eukaryota, Bacillariophyta, Bacillariophyceae, Bacillariales, Bacillariaceae. The record is from the annotation of a GenBank genome assembly.